Messenger RNA from Schistocerca serialis cubense, 702 nucleotides. Its product is annotated as farnesol dehydrogenase-like. The record is from RefSeq and is a predicted model, not a curated record. The transcript is spliced from 5 exons. Bases 1 to 702 code for a protein of 233 amino acids. Lineage: Eukaryota; Metazoa; Arthropoda; Insecta; Orthoptera; Acrididae.
AUGGACCGGUGGUGCGGACGCAUCGCGGCGGUGACCGGCGCCGGCUCGGGCAUCGGCCUCGCCAUCGUCAAGGCGCUCUUCCGCUACGGCGUCACCGUCGUGGGUAUGGACGUCAAUCUCUGCAAGUUCAAGGACUUCGCUGAGAAAUGCGGCUCCUCCAACCUGCAUGCACUCCAGACGGAUGUCACCAAGGAGGAGGACGUCGUCAAGAACUUCUGCUGGGUCAACCAGAACAUGGGCAGGCUCGACAUCCUUGUCAACGGUGCCGGCGUUUUUACCGACAGGCCGCUCUCAGAACUUUUCUACAAAAUCGUGGCUAUGGGAAUGGAUAAGAUACCACUGCGUCGAGUAACAAUCAAUUCAACGCUGGAGUCAGUCACUUUAAUUGAUUCAGGUGAUAAUUAUGAUGGUGAUGUGCAGGUAAUUGAACCAGAGAUCCCCAUAUUUGAGCUGGCACCUUUCUUGUCUGUGAGCUUAUGGGGAAUGAUGCCAGUCAUCGAGCAAGUGAGCCCUGGCGUGGUGUACACGGAUCUCUUCAAUCAGCUGCAGCGCUUCAAGCCAGAACGCCUGUAUCAACACCCCCAUCUCAAGCCAGAGGAUAUCGCCAAUGCCGUCAUCUUCGCUCUCGGAGCACCGCCAACAGUGCAGGUCACAGAAAUGAUAGUAUUGCCUGUUGGACAGAAAAUGCUUGGCCAGAUGUGA